AUGGCUCGUGUGGCUCAUUUUGUGGUUUCAGGCCUGUUGGCUGCCACACUGGCCAAUGGUCAAUCUUUCGAUGGAACCAUUCGAAGUGAAGAUGCUUUCAGCUAUGUACAACCCAGGAACACAACCAUCCUGGGUCCUUACGGACACUCCCCUGCUGUCCUUCCCUCUCCAAAUGCUACCGGUUCUGGUGACUGGGAUGAGGCUUUUGCUAAAGCCCAGAAGUUUGUGGCCCAAUUGACUGUCGACGAGAAGGCCGACAUGAUCACUGGCCAGCCCGGUCCAUGUGUGGGAAAUAUUGUUGCUAUCCCGCGGCUCAGCUUUCCUGGCCUUUGCUUACAAGACGGCCCCCUGUCUAUUCGGGUAGCCGACUAUGCCAGCGUUUUCGCUGCCGGCGUCACCGUUGCAUCCACAUGGGACAGGGACCUCCUCUAUGAACGAGGUUAUACUAUGGGACAAGAGUUCAAGGCCAAGGGUGCCCACAUUGCCCUCAGCCCUGUAGCCGGCCCACUCGGCCGCUCUGCCUACGCUGGCCGAAACUGGGAAGGCUUUGCCGCUGACCCUUACUUGACUGGUGUUGCCAUGGAGAAAACCAUCCGCGGUCAUCAGGACGCUGGCGUGCAAGCUACUGCCAAACACUUUAUCGGCAACGAGCAAGAGACUCAGCGUAACCCCACGUAUGACUCCAAUGGAACCCUCACAGAUGUUAUCCAGGAAGCCCUUUCCUCCAACAUUGAUGACCGGACCAUGCACGAGUUAUACCUUUGGCCCUUCGCCAAUGCGGUUCGAGCCCAGGCCGCCAGCUUUAUGUGCUCAUACCAGCGUCUGAAUGGCUCUUAUGCUUGCGAGAAUUCCAAGGCACUCAACGGCCUGCUCAAGGAGGAGCUCGGCUUCCAGGGAUACGUCAUGUCUGACUGGGGUGGUACUCACUCUGGUGUCGCCUCGAUCGAGGGCGGUCUUGACAUGAACAUGCCCGGUGGUCUUGGUGCCUAUGGUCUAUCCCCAGAAGCCGGAUCUUUCUUCGGAAAGAACAUCACCUAUGCUGUGAACAACGGAACUGUGGAUGAGUCUCGCGUCGAUGAUAUGAUCGUUCGUAUCAUGACACCUUACUACUGGCUCCGCCAGGACGUCGAUUACCCUGAGUUCAACCUCACUGGCGAGCGAAGCCGUGAUGUCCGCGGGAACCACGCCAACUUUAUUCGCAAGCUUGCUGCGGAAGCAACUGUCCUGCUGAAGAAUGAGAAGCAGGCCCUACCCUUGAAGGCUCCCAAGAAUAUUGCAAUCUUCGGAAAUGAUGCCGGUGAGAACACCAUGGGUGCUGUCAACCAGCAGACCUUCGAAUUCGGAAACCUCGCUUCUGGCGGUGGCUCGGGUACCGGUCGGUUUACCUAUCUCGUCUCCCCUCUCGAGGCCAUCAAGACUCGUGCCAAGAAAGACAACGCUCUCGUGCAAUACUUCUUGAACAACACUCAGAUCGCGACUGAGAAUGUCACCGAUCUCUGGGUCCCUACCAUCCCCGAUGCGUGCCUUGUCUUCCUCAAGACUUGGGCCGAGGAGGGCGCCGACCGUGAGCACCUUACAGUUGAUUACAACGGCAACGACGUCGUCGAGUCUGUCGCCAAGUCCUGCAACAACACAAUCGUCAUCACGCACUCCUCCGGCAUCAAUGUCCUUCCCUUUGCCAAUCACCCCAACGUCACCGCCAUCGUCGCCGCACACUAUCCCGGCCAGGAAUCCGGUAACUCCAUCGUCGACGUUCUCUACGGUGACGUUAAUCCAUCCGGUCAUCUUCCUUACACAAUUGCCAAGAACGCCAGCGACUACAAUGCGCCGCCCACCACCAAAGUGUCCACCAACGGCACAUACGACUGGCAAUCUUGGUUCGAUGAGAAGCUCGAGAUUGACUAUCGCUACUUUGACGCCAAGAAUAUCUCCGUGCAGUAUGAAUUCGGCUUCGGUCUCUCGUACACAACCUUCACCGUCUCCGACAUCAACGCCGAGCGUCUGGCUGACUCUAUCUCUUCCAUCCCCGAAGAGCAACCCAUCCAACCUGGCGGUAAUCCCGCUCUGUGGGAGACAUUAUACAAUGUAACCAUCUCAGUUACCAACUCUGGUGAUAUCAAGGGCGCAACCGUUCCCCAGUUGUAUGUUACUUUCCCUGACAGCACCCCUGAGGGAACACCCCCCAGGCAGCUUCGCGGUUUCGAGAAAGUCUCUUUGGCUGCGGGCGAGUCACAAACUGUUGGCUUUGAAUUGAUGCGCAGAGAUUUGAGUUAUUGGGAUAUUGUUUCUCAGAAGUGGCUCAUACCUGAGGGUGAAUUUAUUCUUCGCGUUGGAUUCAGUAGCAGAGAUUUGAAGGAGGUUGCUCAGAUCACUCCUGUUUCUGCUUGA
Molecule: messenger RNA, 2388 nt
Organism: Penicillium cosmopolitanum
Lineage: Eukaryota; Fungi; Ascomycota; Eurotiomycetes; Eurotiales; Aspergillaceae
Product: beta-glucosidase
Exons: 3
Coding region: 1-2388 (795 amino acids)
Biological process (GO): glucan catabolic process
Molecular function (GO): beta-glucosidase activity
Source: RefSeq, a predicted model, not a curated record